This is a messenger RNA of Manihot esculenta (cassava), 1490 nucleotides long. RefSeq names its product F-box protein SKIP19. The record is from RefSeq and is a predicted model, not a curated record. Lineage: Eukaryota; Viridiplantae; Streptophyta; Magnoliopsida; Malpighiales; Euphorbiaceae. Gene Ontology annotation, molecular function: protein binding. Bases 120 to 1049 code for a protein of 309 amino acids. The transcript has 2 exons.
CCUCGAACACCUCAAAUGUCCAAAAUCCCCCACCACCGUUCACAAACUAGAGAAAAGUCGCAGCAAAUAAAACCUAACCAGUCCUAAUCACACCCCAUAACUGACAACUCUUACCAACCAUGGAUUCACUCUUGCUACCCCCACAAGAACCAUAUCGGAACUGGGUGGAGCUUCCGCGGGACAUCACGGCGUCAAUACUCUUGAAGCUUGGAGCGGUCGAGAUCUUAAACACGGCGCAGCUUGUCUGCUCCUCAUGGCGUAGCAUCUGUAAGGAUCCUUCCAUGUGGAGAUCGAUCGACAUGCGCAAUUUGGGUGAUCUCUGGGACAUGGACUACGAUCUUGAGAAAAUGUGUAGGCAUGCUGUUGAUAGGAGUUCUGGUGGCUUGGUUGAUAUCGAUAUCCAGUAUUUUGGUACUGAUGAUCUCCUUCAGUAUAUAGCCGAUAGGUCAAGUCAUCUCAAAAGGCUUCGUCUAGUAUCUUGCUAUAGCAUUUCGGAUGAGGGAUUGAGUGAAGUGGCUACAAAAUUUCCGUUGCUGGAGGAGCUUGACAUUUCAUACUGCUCAUUAUCAAAGCAAGCUCUUGAAGUUGUUGGGCAUUGUUGUCCUCUACUCAAAUCAUUUAAGCUGAACAACCACGGGUUCAAGCAUCCACGUACAGAGUGCAACGAAGAGGCACUAGUUAUUGCAGAAAACAUGCCUCAUUUAUGCUGUCUUCAGAUUUUUGGAAAUAAGCUGACAAAUGAAGGCUUGCAGGCCAUUCUAGACGGUUGUCCAAACCUCGAAUCUCUCGACUUGCGCCAGUGUUUUAAUGUCAAUCUAGAAGGGCAUUUAGGUAAAAGAUGUAUUGAACGGAUCAAAGAUUUGCGACGUCCCUAUGAUCCCACUGAUGACUAUCCUUUUGAUACUGAAAUUGCAGACGUUGGAUCAUCCGAGGAAGACUACCCAUCUGGAUUAUCUGAGAUUGAUUUUUUGUCUGAUGAUGAUGACUACUAUGAAUUCUCUGGUGGCAGUGAUAUGUCUGACUAUGGGGAUCUGGUUUUUGAUUAUUAGUAACCUUGGUGAUGAAACUAGCCUAACAUUUUGAUGUUCAUAACGUAUGCUAGUUUUUACAGUGGUACCUUUUCUUUUUCUUAGGACAGUAGCAUUUCAGCCAUGCUGGACUUCUCCCAGUGACUACUACGGCGUGCUGAUAUUACUGCUAAUGGUUGCGGAUUUUGCAGGUGGAGAUAUAUCUGCAUAUGCCAUGGCCAUUCACAUAUAGAUCCUAAGAAAUCUGGGAUACUUGGUGCUUUUAAUCAAACAAAUUGUAAAACAGGUCUAAGUGUUCUUUUGAGAGUCCUGUUGAUAUUCUCCUGUUCACUUGUUUUCUUGUUCGAACUGUUCUGUUUUAGCGUCUCUAUCUUUCAGACGAAUGUAUUUAUUUUUACUGUGGAUUCUAUGAUGUCUGCAGCUGUAGUUAUAUAAAUGUAUGUGAAAUUUUAUUUGGAUAAA